CGAGACAACAGACAUUAUUUCCGGCCACGCAGUGCCUAGGAAAUUAUAAUUUAUCAGUCAAGCUCAAUGACGUCGUGCAUGGUUUGUACGACACACAGUAUGACACAAACGGCGAAGUAAGUCGCGUGAUAUUUAAGUGCGAAUCUUUAUUACGGUACAAUUGCAUGAGAUAAAAUUGGAACAUCAUUCGACCCUGGUUCGAUCAAUAAUAACGAUUAAUCUCAAAGGAAAGGAAAGAUGAUCAAACUGAUCUUAAUUCUGUCCGUUCUGGCUGUUCUGGUCGACAACCACGUGGAGGCGAGGAUUCUGACUCAAUGCGAAGCUGUGCAAGAGCUUCAAAAAGCUCAAAUCCCGAGAACCUAUAUCAGCAACUGGGUCUGCUUGAUGCAGAGCGAGAGCGGAAUGAACACACGGUUGAUCACUGGUCCAAAAACAGCCUCGAGCUAUAGUUUCGGAAUCUUCCAGAUCAACAGCGCGAAAUGGUGUUCCAGGGGGCACAGUGGAGGAAAAUGUAACAAACGUUGCGAAGAUUUCGCGGACGACGAUAUCAGAGACGAUAUCGAAUGCGCCAAGAAGAUUCAGGCUAUGGAAGGGUUCAAAGCGUGGGAUGGUUGGAUGAAGAAAUGCAAAAACAAGCCAUUGCCGAAUAUUGGAAAUUGCAAACGACGAAAACGAUGGCUGGAAAUAUUAUGGGAUUUGACGCAAUAAGACUUGACGUUGUGUGGUUGUUGUCGAUCAUAUUGAAUUAUCGGGUAUCGUUAUUAUCGAAUGUAAACACUAUGAUGUAAGAUGAUUGUUCGUAUUGGUAUAUACCGCCAUUAUUCGAUAAUUAAUUGUUCAAUACAAAUGAAAAUAUAAUGCGUU
This is a messenger RNA of Apis dorsata (giant honeybee), 864 nucleotides long. RefSeq names its product lysozyme-like. Bases 238 to 708 code for a protein of 156 amino acids. The transcript has a single exon. Lineage: Eukaryota; Metazoa; Arthropoda; Insecta; Hymenoptera; Apidae. The record is from RefSeq and is a predicted model, not a curated record.